GUAACCACAUUUCGCAAUACUAUUGCACUUUCAUUGCAGCAACACUUGGACGCGGCGACUGAGUUCUGGGGCGUAUGUGUGGAGCGAAUAGACAUCAAAAACGUAAAAAUCCCGGCGGAUAUGCAGUUCGCGCUGUCGGCCGAAGCACAGGCCACUCGGGAGGCGAUCGCCAAAUACAUCGCCGCCGACGGAGAAAAGGGGGCGUCGAUGGCGUUGAAGGAGGCGGCGGACAAUAUGGACCCCAUGGCUGUGCAGCUCCGGUUCCUACAAACCUUAAAUAACUCGCUGACCAUCGAUGUGGACGCUGUGGUGCUAUACCGGGUCCACAACUCUAUCGUUGCGGUCACUAAUGUGCGUAACUAUAGGCGGGCGACCGAACUCUUGGCCGCCACUACUGUUCGCAAUCUAUUGGGCACUAAAACACUGACACAAAUACUGGCCGAGUGUUCGCUCAUUAAUGAUGCCCUGAGGUUAAUGCCAUUCAUAGACCAGUACUGUAUAAUCGACUGUCGGAUGAUAUGCUAUGACAUACCGGCGCAGAAAGUGCUGACCAAAGACUCGCUGACCAUCGAUGUGGACGCUGUGGUGCUAUACCGGGUCCACAACUCUAUCGUUGCGGUCACUAAUGUGCGUAACUAUUACUUAAAUUAA
Molecule: messenger RNA, 651 nt
Organism: Medioppia subpectinata
Lineage: Eukaryota; Metazoa; Arthropoda; Arachnida; Sarcoptiformes; Oppiidae
Source: the annotation of a GenBank genome assembly